AUGUCCUCGUCGCGUCGAAGGAAGUCCUUCGCGUCGUCCUCUUCGUCGUCUCCUUCCUUUCACUCCCCAUCGCCGCCGACUUCGCGCCUGAGGCCGCGGUCUCCUCCGUCAAGUAAUACCAAAACAUCACCGUCAUCCACAACGCCCUUGUCAACCAAUAUCCUUCUGUUCUUAAUCGCUUUUCGUCUGGUCAACGCAUUUACUGUUCGCACCUUCUUCCAACCCGAUGAAUUUUUUCAAUCACUCGAGCCUGCCUGGCAAAUCGCAUUUGGAGAAAAUCAGGGGGCAUGGAUAACCUGGGAAUGGAGGCAUCAACUGAGAUCUUCUAUCCAUCCUCUCCUCUUCGCCGCCGUCUACUCCGCCGCCGAUGUCGUCGCCCAGCUUCUCCGCCUCUCCCCCGCAUCGCGUGCGGAUCUCCUCGUCGCCGCCCCGAAAACUGCGCAGGCGGUAAUCGCGGCGCUCGGGGACUUUUAUACUUGGAAGUUGGCUCGCUAUGUCUAUGGUGCUCGAAGUUACGAGGCCUGGGCUACUCUUGCCUUGACCGUCAUUAGCCCGUGGCAAUGGUUUUGCUCCACCAGGACAUUGUCUAAUUGCCUCGAAACAACCAUUACCAUUGUCGCUCUCCACUUGUGGCCCUGGAGUUGGUCAUUUGUGACACCUCCACGCAAGAAGGCUACUCGCGCGGCCAGCAGGGAGCGUGCUCAGAGGGAUCAGGGGGUGUCGGACUCGCUGCAGAGGCUACGCCAAUGUCUGACCCUAGCGGCUGUCGCCUGUAUUCUACGACCGACAAACAUCCUCAUCUGGAUGGGUUUGGCCAGUGUCGCAUGGUAUCGAACUUCUUGGGACAGGAGGAGGAUCCUCGUGCGCGAAGUAUUACUUUGCGGCUGUACCGUUCUGGGCUUAUCGUCCGUGGUGGAUCGGCUCUUCUACGGAAGCUGGACGUUUCCUCCUUUGAGAUUCCUAUAUUUCAACAUUGCUCAGUCUCUAGCGGUUUUCUAUGGGAGAAAUGACUGGCAUUAUUAUAUCUCGCAGGGGUUUCCCCUUCUACUUACCACCGCACUGCCUUUCGCUCUCGUUGGCCUGUACCGCGCUCUGGCCCAGGUUCGGACGUCCGGAUUGGGGCAAUUGCAGUCUCUCGCGCAAGCUCAACUUGCGCUGAUAUGUGUGGUCAUGCCUUUCAUCCUAUCCCUGGUCUCUCACAAGGAAGUGCGAUUCAUCUAUCCCCUUCUACCAUCUCUCCACAUCCUAAGUGCACCACCUCUGGUGGACUACUUCCUUCCCGCGGUCCUCCGCUCGUCCCGCUCGUAUAUGCCCAGGAGGCUCACGCUCGUCUUCCUAUUACUGGUCAAUAUUGCCAUUGCCCUCUACACGACCAUCUAUCACGCAUCCGGGCCGUCCAGCGUGCUCUCAUACCUCCGGCAACAGCACGAGCUACAUGCUCCGGCCGCUCAAACUCCAAAUCUCAGCCCGUCAGUCAAAGACGACUCUCAGCGCGGAAUCACGGCCGGCUUCCUCAUGCCCUGCCACAGCACCCCCUGGCGCUCCCAUCUCGUCUACCCCACAAUCCACGCUUGGGCUCUGACCUGCGAGCCCCCGGUUGACCAGACCGCCGCCGAAAAAGCCACCUACGUGGACGAAGCAGACCAAUUCUACGCCAACCCGGCCCAGUUCCUCCGCGACCACAUGGCCGGCGGCCUCCGCCACAUCCCUCGCAAACCAUCCUACCUCUCCGCGCAAGCGCACCCCCAGUCGCCGAGUACAAACACCAACCAUUCCAUCCACGAAUGGCCCGACUACCUCAUCUUCUUCGCGCAGCUCGAGCCAACCCUCCAGUCCCUCCUCCGCGCCAGCUCCUACGCCGAAUGCUACCGUUCCUUCAAUACAGCCUGGCACGACGACUGGCGCCGCAAAGGCGACAUUGUGGUCUGGUGCCUUGACCCCGCCGAACAACAGGCCUGGCGAUCCGCCACCCGCCAACGCGACCUCGAGAACCGCGACAGACAAUUCGACCGGAUCAUCGAGAGUUUCCGGAAAGAGGCGACCGAGAAGCGCAGUGGCAAGGUCUCUCCAUUCCGUCGAUGGAUCUCGUCUUCUCCCUCGGUGGCCCCGUCGUCCUCGCUGUCUCUGCCGUGGCCGUCGUCGUGGCGCUGGCCGUGGAGCCAGCGGAAGCGGACAUCCUGGUUAGGUGUGCAGAUUCCGCAGUGGACAAGGACACAAUCGUCAUGGACGGCUUGGGGAUGGGACUGGUUCAGGAACUGGACGCAGAAGAAGAAGACUAAGAAGCUCCUCGAGCGGGAUCUGUGGUUGUAA
Molecule: messenger RNA, 2310 nt
Organism: Aspergillus udagawae
Lineage: Eukaryota; Fungi; Ascomycota; Eurotiomycetes; Eurotiales; Aspergillaceae
Gene: gpi10
Product: putative glycosylphosphatidylinositol-alpha 1,2 mannosyltransferase
Exons: 5
Coding region: 1-2310 (769 amino acids)
Biological process (GO): GPI anchor biosynthetic process
Cellular component (GO): endoplasmic reticulum membrane
Molecular function (GO): alpha-1,2-mannosyltransferase activity
Source: RefSeq, a predicted model, not a curated record